CAAGAUGAUUGCCGUUUUUACCGUUGUUUUGCUGAUGGCGCUUGGCCAACUCUCUCCUGCGGAAGGAGCAGUAGACCAAAAUGCCAAAUGGAACCAACUCCUAACGAUUUUAAAUAAAGCAUCCCUUGGAGCCAAAAUUUCAAGUCCGCCCAAGGUAGUCCCAAAAGCGCCCCAGUAUUCAAUCCCGCCCAAGCCGGUGACAGAACAAACCAAACCAAACAAUCCAAAAUACACCCUUCGACGGCCCCUCUCCCCAACCGUCAUCGCCCCUUUGCUUCGAGAAUUCCAGAGGAGUGGUAGAUUCGGAACGGUUUUCCAAAGACCAAGACAAAACCAACAACGACGGGUUUGGAAACCCAAAGCUGUUCUUCCAAACGCUGCUGCUCUCGGAGUUGAUAUAACCGCUGCCGGUAGAACUAACGCUCCAAGGAAAGCGGUGGCAGCUAAACCGGUUCAGGCUGGAGUUCCAGUUCCUCCUCUACCCCCAGGACUUCUGAUGUCGGACACUAUUCCACAGAAAGAUAGCGAGGAUGACGACGAUGACAAAAGUGGAAUCCAUGAUGACUGGGACGAUCUCGACGAUAAUGUGGACAUCUAUAGAGAGAGGAUCAAGAAUCAUCUCAUGGCAAAACACGCAGACUUGCUGAAGAAGCGAUUUUUCCAACAAAAAGCAGCGCCAGUAAACACUGGACGCAAAGUUAUGGUCGAUCCAAGGAAGAAUGACGUCAUUCAGUUGUCCGAAUUCGCUGCUAAGCGACAAAAUGCGAACCCCUUUGCUCGAUUUUUAAAUAACGACGAUUUCCUUAAGUUUUUGAUGCUGGGGCUAUCAAGACCAAGCAAUGAUGAUGGUGAUGAUGAUAGCAGCGAUGAGGAAGAUGCCUACGUGAAGAAGAUCAACACUCUUAAUCAAGUGAUAAGUCGGGAGGUACAGAGUGCCCACUCCAGCGAAAAGAGUGACAGCUCCGACAACUCACAAGAAACGGACAACACUUCACAGGAAACAGAUAACUCUAGCGCAUACAAUGUCCACGUAGAUGACAAAUCUAAUGAACAGAGCUCAUUUUCACACAAUAUGGAUGACAAUACAUCAUCAGAGAAUGAUGAAAAGAUCACAGAUUCGUCAAAAUCGAACGACUUUUCCUCCUACGAAACUGAUGAUGGGAAUGAUGAUGACGAAUCGGAUGAACAAUCCACUAAAAGGGACAAUGCUUUUAGUUCGACUGAGGAUUUUUCUAGCCACAAGGAAAGUAAAGAAGACGAGGGCGAUGCUAGUUACGGUCAGAAGUCCGAGGAGGUCUCCUCUGAAAAGGAUACCAGUAAACAGGAUGAAAACGUAGACACGAAAUCUUCUCAGGAAUUGUCUUAUGACGAGGAAAACUAUUCAGACUAUGAUGAUGAAUCUGACGACGAUGGUAAAUACUCCACAGAAUAUAAAGGACAAAAAUCCAAUGAGAAAAUGUCCGCUGAAAACAACUAUAGUGAGAAUGUUGAUGAGAAAAGUAACGAGAACUCCCAGUCUGAAAACAGCAAAGAAAACAAGGACGAGACGUAUGAUGAUAAGUCAGCAGAGGCAGAAGCAGAAUACUCUGAUUACGCAAGUGAAGAGGCGGAAGCUGAACCUAGUGCAAACGUAAGUCAAGAUGACGAUACUGAUUCGAAAGAUGAUGGAAGUCAAGAAGCUGAUCCUGAACCUGAAGGCAACACCAGCAAAUCGACGGACGAUAACACAAGUUAUUAUGAUGAUACAACCGACGAUAACACCAGUCAAUAUGAUGAUACAACCGACGAUAACAAUAGUCAGAAUGUUGAUGUAACAGAUGACAACACUAGUCAGAAUGUCGACGAUAACACCAGUCAGAAUGUCGACGACAACACUAGUCAGAAUGUCGACGAUAACACCAGUCAGAAUGUCGACGAUAACACUAGUCAAUAUGAUGAUACAGCCGACGAAAACAAUAGUCAGAAUGUCGACGACGAAGCUAGUCAGAAUGUUGACGACAACACUAGUCAAUAUGAUGAUACAGCCGACGACAACACUAGUCAGAAUGUUGACGACAAUACAAGUCAGAAUGUAGACGACAACGCUAGUCAGAAUGUUGACGACAACACUAGUCAAUAUGAUGAUACAGCCGACGACAACACUAGUCAGAAUGUAGACGACAACACAAGCCAGAAUGUUGACGACAACACUAGUCAAUAUGAUGAUACCGGCGACGAUUACACUAGUCAGAAUGUAGACGACAACACAAGUCAGAAUGUUGACGACAACACUAGUCAAUAUGAUGAUACAUUCGACGACAACACUAGUCAGAAUGUUGACGACAACACUAGUCAAUAUGAUAAUACAGGCGACGACAAUACUAGUCAGAAUGUCGACGACAACACUAGUCAGAAUGUUGACGACAACAAUAGUCAAUAUGAUGAUACAGCCGACGACAAUACUAGUCAGAAUGUUGACGGAAAAGACGACAACACUAGUGUUGAAGCAGAACCAUUUGACGAGAAUAAAAGCCAAGGGUCUGAUACCAAUACGCACAGUCAAGAAGCAGUCCCCGAGCCUUUUAGUGAAAACACAAGUCAAAACAUCGACGAUGAAAAUAAAUCCCCUGAAAUCGAACUAUCUUUAGAUUUGUUAGGUUUAAAAGAUGACUUCAAUUCUAGGGAAGUUACUGAGGAAAAAACAGACGAUUACAAAUCACAGGAAGAGUUGGAAAAAGUUGAUUCCAAAUCAUCAAAAGAACAAAUUUCAGCUGACGACAAAACCUCCUCCAAAGAAGUGAAAGAUACUGAUUAUAAAGAUAAUUCAUCUAAAGAAAAGGACUACAAAAUAAAACCAGUGGUACUCUUUAACGUUGAUGAUGAUACACUUGAUGAUAGAGACGAUGAUAAUAAGAAACGCUAUCAAUCUCCAAAGAAAGCGCAUGGAAAUCAGCUUAGGACUGAACUUGAAACUUUCUUAAGACUGUUUCAAGCAUGGCUGUCGCAGAAAAAGUAGACGUGUUCUCUUCUUUCAUUGCGUCCAUUCAAUCAGGAAAUGUACAGUAUAAAUGUCUCGCAUUCAUUGUUAUUUAUUAUUUCAUUUUUUUUCUCCUGUUUUCAUAUCAAUAUAAUAAGAUAGAAUAAAGUUGUUCUUGUUGUAUAAUAACAAAUGUUAGUUACUUUAUGUAACUAUUCUACCCUUCACAUCUCAAAGGUAGACAAAGCAAGGAUGGUUGGUAUAUCUCUGCAAUGUAUAUAUAAUGACAGAAUGACAAUGUUCAAUUCAUUCGGUUGUGGAUUUUUUUCUACAAGAGAGUGGCAAUAAUACAAUAAAGGAAACAAACAUAAAAAAAAAAAAUCCAGACCGAACGAACUUUUAAUGGGAACGAAGAAGG
Magallana angulata is the source of this 3374-nucleotide messenger RNA. RefSeq names its product dentin sialophosphoprotein-like. Lineage: Eukaryota; Metazoa; Mollusca; Bivalvia; Ostreida; Ostreidae. The coding region runs from base 5 to 2995 and encodes 996 amino acids. The transcript is spliced from 2 exons. The record is from RefSeq and is a predicted model, not a curated record.